Molecule: messenger RNA, 3149 nt
Organism: Dromaius novaehollandiae (emu)
Lineage: Eukaryota; Metazoa; Chordata; Aves; Casuariiformes; Dromaiidae
Gene: TANK
Product: TRAF family member associated NFKB activator
Exons: 10
Coding region: 287-1663 (458 amino acids)
Biological process (GO): canonical NF-kappaB signal transduction
Source: RefSeq, a predicted model, not a curated record
GGCGGGGGGGGGGGGAGCGGCACGACAGGAAGUCGGUUCUGGUUCCUGGGUUAAGGUGCCGGGGCAGGAGCGGGGCUCCGCGCCGGGGCCUCCGCCAGGCGCUCGUUUCCUGUUCCCAAGCUGGUGGCAGUGUAACUUGCAAAAUAUUUCCACUGAAGAAACUGCUUUGAAAGCAGAAAUAUGUAGAGAUGUACUUGCUUCUGGAUGGCAUCAGUAUUCUCAGGUGAACCUACACGAGGUCUGUUAACUUGACCAUCUUUUCAGUGAUGAAACAACAUUGGGAAUUAUGGAUAAAAACAUUGGAGAGCAGCUUAACAAAGCUUAUGAAGCCUAUCGACAGGCAUGCAUGGAUAGGGACCAUGCUGUGAAAGAACUACAGCUAAAAACAGAAAACUACAUACAGCAAAUACGUGAACAGCAGGAACAGAUAGAGCUUCAAAACAAUGUUAUUGCAAAAUUGAAAUCACAGUUAGCUGCUCUGAAUGCUAAUAGAGGUAAUGCGCAUUCCUACAUUCUGUUGCCUGAAGAAAUUGAAACCUCCAACUUACCUUUCAGCCAGCUCUCUGAAAAACUGAACAUAGCAAAGCAAAGAGAAAAACUCCUAAAGGAACAGUUAGAAAAUGAGAGCAUUAAGCUGAAGCAAAUUGAGGACAAAAACAAUCAAAAGGAAAGGAAGCUUCUAUUUAUUAUUUCUAACCAAGAAGAUAAAAUAAGAACUCUGAAAAUCAAAUUGAAAGAAUUAAAUGAAGCACAGAAGGGUAUACAGAUGCCAGUAUAUAAAACGGAGGUGAAAAGUAAGAAAGUUGUUCCAGAUAAGCAUGAGUUAUCUCUAGGGAUCUCUGGUAUUUCACCUGUGUCUGAAAGGGAGAAUCUGGAGACUAUUUUCCAGGAGAUGAAAGAAGAAUGUCAUCGAAUAUGUAUGCUAGCCAGAGAACAAACAGACCAACUGAGUAAAUUUAAGAUAAAGCGAGAACCUGAGACUGAAAUACAGUUUUCCAUGCCUAUACAGUGUACUGAUAAAACUGAUGAACAAGCAGAAGAGCUUUUUAAACCUCGGGUUAUAAAGGAUAUAAAUAGAGGUGCAUCAUGCAUCACAUCUAUCACACCAAGAGGAGUGGGCCAAGAUGAGGACAACAACUCUGUAGAAUCACUUUCUAAAUUUAAUGUCAAGUUUCCACCUACAGACAAUGACUCUGCUUUCUUGCAGAGCACUCAGGAUAAACCAACAGUUCCUUGUACUGGUAUAGCUGAAAACAUGCUUCAAGAUCAUCAUUUUAACCUGGAGCACAGAGACCAUGCUGUUAACCUCAGUAAAUUGGAAUCUAACUCAUUUGAAGCUCAUGGAGUUGAUCUCAUGACCUCAGUUUUACAAAACUUAACUGCUGUUGACAAAACAAACCCCCCAAAUCAUGCAAACAUGCCCAUAGAAAAUACCCGUGACAAAACAUGUUUAAAAACAACAGACACCGGUCUCACAUUUGUACCUAAGCACACAAACCCCACUGUACCUGAAGUAAUUUUUUCUUCCUUGGAAGCUGCUGGGACAACCAUCAGAGGUCCUCAUCAGGUAUCUUUCUAUUUCUGCUGUACAUUUCAAAAAAGCUUGUUUGGCAGCCUCAAGACAAUGUUUUGCUGGCACAAGCCUAUACAGACUCUGAACUGAAUCAGUGUGGAAUAUGUGAAUUCUGUCGAGAAGUUUUCCCACCAUCUAUAACAUCUAAGGAAGAUUUUCUUCGGCAUCUGUAUUCCCACUUUAAAGAAGUACAGUCUUAAUGUAUGAGAAUUGAUUGGAUCACUGUUUUUGCAUAUAUUUGAUUUUUUUAUUCAGUAGAUAUGCUAAGAAUUUAAGAAUUAAGACUUUUUAUAGCAAGAACUCAUGACUGAAAUUGUCUGUCAGAUAAGCACGUUUUUAAUUGUCAUCUGACAAGGUAAAAUGAAACCGUAAGUCACUCAGUACUGUAAUUCACAUUAUUGCUUGUCAUGCUUCAAUAUUACCUUUGAGAUUGAUGUUACACGCUGGUUUGGGGUUUGGUUUGGGUUUUUUGUUUUUGUUUUUGUUUUUUUGCAAUUAAUGAUUGCCUGAAUAACCCCAAAGUCAUGAUUAUGUGCAUGAAUACUGAUUUUUAGGAUCGAGACCUUAAUCUGGGAAGACUGGUGUAACGCUAGGAUAUUUUCUCGGUAGCUACUGACAGGAUUCUGUUCUUGAAGUAAACAGGGAGGAGAAGUAGGGUCUCAUUUUGAAUUUCUAUUAUAAAAUUGCCAAAUUUAAUUUACAAUAGUGUACCUCUUAAAUCAGAUUCUUGUAAAGUCAGCAAAGUACCUGAAUGCCAGGUGUGCCAAAAUUAGGAUAGGCUUGUUCACUGGUAAUAAAAAUGAUUAUCCCAGAUGAACUGUUUACUAAAGAGAUUAGUCAAACAGCACAUAAAUGACCCUUUUGCUAAUACGUAAUGGUAGCAAUUUUAUGUACAUCUGAUAAAUAUUGUUGAAAGAUAACAACUUUGUUAAGGUACCUUUCAAGCAUAUACUUCUCUAGCAUAUACUUUAAUGGAAAAGGAUAUAUUGGUAUCAAGGAUGAAGUGAGAAAAGUGUUCCCUAAAACCAAAAGUAUCAAAGAUUAAUUACCCUUCUUUCUUGUCUGCUACAAAGUAUUGUUCAAAUCUCUUAUGGCCUAGAGGAGAAAGGGGAAAAACCUAUUCAAAAAACCAAAUCUACGUGAUGUCAUUCUUAACUUGCAAAUAUGCCUAGUAGCUUUCUCAAUGCAAUUUAAAAUUAGGUUUAGUUGAAACAUUGCAUUCUGAUAAAGUUGCACAUACUAUGGAUUUAUUGGGUCCAAAUUUUAAAAGUGGGUUUUUUUACUAAGCAAUUUAAAUUAAUGAUAAAGGGUGACUUGGACCUUUUUGCAUUUGAACUGAGUAUAGUUUUCAGUCCAGAUAUUUGACAGUUAGCAUUAAUAUUUUUAUAGCAAUAAAGCACAACACUUUUUUUCUUUUUAAAGAUUUGUUUGCAGGUGACCUGUUUCCGGAGCAAUUUACACCUGCAUAAUUUUUAGAAAUAGAUUUUUCUGCAAUUAUUUACUCUGUUUUAAACCUCUUAUGUUUGUGACUGGCUGUCAACAGAGUGUACUGUAAUAAACAGCAGUUUACAGUGCA